AUGUUCGGGCGACAGAUCUUUUCGGAACCAGUGGACGAUCAUAGCGAACAAAGGAGACGCAACGAGUACCAUCGACGACUUCUUGCGAAUCGAACGUACGGAACACCGUGCAACGAAUUGACGAGAAUUCCUUGCUUCACUAACGAUGGAUUGACGCUGGGUUUAAAUUUCAUCGUCUUCGAGGACAUUGCCCGUACUCAACCGCACGAUCUGUAUCUCAGAGCGCAUCAAACUGCAUGCAGAACCGCGUCCAGUCAAUAUUUAUUGGAGUACAUAAGACAAAUGGAAGAAAGAUACGCGGCGAUGGAGAGAGAAUUGACCAGAACGAAAAUGUUGCUUCCUAUAGCGUCUCGCAACACGUUUCCCGUCCAUCAAACGGCACAGACGGACGUGAACCGGAAGGAAUGUUGUCUCGCGAGGAAGUACGGGCACACGGCUACGAAUUUACCGGGAAAUCGAGGCGAAAACCCGCGAAAUCAUGAGAGAAUGAACUUUUCAUCAAGAAGGAAGCAACACGUCGCGAAAAAAGUCCGAGAUUCGACCGGUAAAAUCGUGGACGAUACGAAUUGGACGAAAUCCAGAAACUUUUUCCAGAAUUCGUACGAUGAUAUUUAUCCCAUGAGAGAUCCUGGUAAUCAGUCGUGUCGCCCAAAGACGUUGAAUAGCAAUUCGACCUCGGUCUGUUCGACGCACAACGUUGCUGUGAUCCUUCCGCAAGACUCGAUAAAAUUAACCAACGUCUCGAGAGGCGAACAAAAUUCUUCCAAAGUAAACAACGACAAUAUCUUCAAAAACGGAAAGAAUCACGAUGUCGCGAAAGUAUUCGACAAUUCGAAAAAAUCUUCGACCACUAUCAAGAGACAGAUGCCGUUAUUAAUAACGAACAAUACGUUGAUGGAAGCAUACCAACGAUUCGACAAGAAACACGAACCGGAAGCAUCGUACUGCACCGAUUUCGAUAUCAAAUACGAAGAUCACACGCGGACCAAUUUGACAGGAAACCCGUCGAUAAUUCAGCCAAUGAUGGAAUCACGAUCCAGUCAAGACGACUCCGAGCAGAAAUCGGGAAGUGAUCGGCAAGGAUCGUGUGUCGAUCUCGACGAAAAACUUUCGUUCAAACAAGUGAAAUUCUUGGAGAACGCGCCGAUUUCCCUUCACGAAGACGCUCCACGUGUCGAUCGAACGAUCCAAGAUAAUCGAAGCUACCCGAACAAUCGUCCCAACAGGUUGAAUCCCGAGCGUGUACGUUUCGUGAGCGAUCAAUCGAAGAAUCUAACGAGACUCGGGCAGAAAUGUGUUCGAGCACAGAAAAGAAUUCCAACGCCGCGAAGUAACGUUCAUACCGCUUCCACACCGAUGGUUCAACCAACGGUCACGAAUCCGAUGUCGGACCCCAAUGGAUUCACCAUUCAGUUGCUGAGACUAGCAGUGCUGCUUUACGCCCCGACAUUGAUGCCGGCUCUGAACUCAUUAAUCGCCCAACAAACCGUUGCUCAAACAUCAAUCCCUAUACCAUGUUUCGAGGGUUCGAACGAUCUAUUAACCCAAGUUUUUCGUGUCCUGAACAACCAACAAUACGUCCCGAAUUUAUCGUACGCGUCAAAUUGUCGAUUCGACGAGAAUUCGGGAAACACUCGUAUCGGUGCGUCAAAUUCACCGCGAUCGUCGUCGUCGAAUCCGGAGCCUGGACUCGAGAAUGUCACGAAGCAGCUCGACCACGACAUCAACGCGGAAUGUCCUGUGGAGAAUGGACAGGAGAGAAAUUCAAUUGGCGUUAACACGACCCUGGAAUCAUACAGUUGUAACCAUCGAAAGCUUCUUAAUUCAGAUACGGACGAUGAUUCGUCCCACGAGAAGACGGAAGGAACCGACGAGGAAUCGUUCGAGCAAUCGAACAACAAGAUACUGUCGGUCUGCUGGAAGGGAAAGCUCGACGAUACCGCUGACAGACCGGCGAACGACGAAUUCGUAGGGUAA
Dufourea novaeangliae is the source of this 1977-nucleotide messenger RNA. RefSeq lists its product as uncharacterized. The transcript is spliced from 8 exons. Lineage: Eukaryota; Metazoa; Arthropoda; Insecta; Hymenoptera; Halictidae. The coding region runs from base 1 to 1977 and encodes 658 amino acids. The record is from RefSeq and is a predicted model, not a curated record.